AUGGAUAUGACUGUAGACACUGUAAAGAACGUGACCGGGGUCAUAGCGGCUUCGGUGCCUGUUCCGAUCCUGGUCGCUAUCGUGGUGGUUGUGAUUUCGACCAUCCUGAUGCUGUUAGUGCUGCUGCUCGGACAGUCAACGAGAAAGACACUGCUCCUUUGUGGUAUCACCAACUCGGGCAAGACGCUUAUGUUCGUAGAGCUAGCCGUCGGGCACUCGGUGAAGACGGUAACCUCUAUGAAGGAGAACGUGCACGAGAUUGCCAUACCUGGCUUUCCGGUGCAGUUGGUCGAAAUCCCCGGCUCCGACAGAAUCCGCAAAACUAUAUUGGACAACUACCUGAAGGUACGUAGCUCGUCUGCUUAUGCUUGCAUACCAACGUUUAUUAUUACGAUAGCAAAGGAAGAUGUGCCGUACAUGAUAUUUGUAGUGGAUAGUUCCUCGUUUAUGAAAGAGUGCAGAGAAGUAGCUGAAUUUCUGUACGACAUCUUGUCGACGAAGGAGGUGGUGAAACGAGGCAAGCGAUUUUCGCUGCUCAUAGCUUGCUCGAAGCAGGACAUUCCCACGGCCAAGUCUAGCCAAGUUAUUAAGGUAAUAAUUUAA
Messenger RNA from Soboliphyme baturini, 603 nucleotides. NCBI's taxonomy places the organism in Eukaryota, Metazoa, Nematoda, Enoplea, Dioctophymatida, Soboliphymatidae. The record is from the annotation of a GenBank genome assembly.